Molecule: messenger RNA, 2037 nt
Organism: Brenthis ino (lesser marbled fritillary)
Lineage: Eukaryota; Metazoa; Arthropoda; Insecta; Lepidoptera; Nymphalidae
Source: the annotation of a GenBank genome assembly
AUGUCGGGAUUGUCCUAUAUUUGUGAUUACGGCGAAUCGCAAUCGGAAGACAGUGACGAAGAAGAAAAAAUUCAGAUAUCAAAAAAAGUUAAACUACCAACACCCAAUUUAAAUGGAAUAUCAGUGAUAUCCAGUGAAGACCAUAUUGACGAUCCAUCGCUUCAUGGGGGUAGAAUACGUGCCUUUCCACAUAUUAGAGGGAAUUGGGCUACAUUUGUAUAUAUUGAUUAUCCAAACAAGAAAAACUUAUUAAAUAUCACAGAUAAAUUAGCAGAUUUCAUAAUAUUAUUUGAUAAAUCUUAUAUCAAAAUUGAUGAUUAUCAUAUUAGUCUAUCUAAAACAUUUAUUUUAAGAUAUCACAUGAUAAAAUCUUUUACAAGUUCUUUACAGGAGACGUUAAGCAAAAUUGAGAGCUUUGAAUUAAAUUUUGAUUCUGUUGAAGUAUACUGUAAUGAUGAAAAGACAAGAACAUUUGUAGCACUUAAAGUAGAUUCUUGGAGUCACAGAAUUUUGUGGAAUCUAAGUUCGAAGAUUGAUAAUGUAUUAGAAGAAUACAAAUUACCAAAAUUUUAUGAAAAACCAUCAUACCACAUCAGCAUUCUGAGUGUCAAUGGAGAUCAAAAAGAUCAAAUUUCAAAAAUAUUAGAUAAAUUGAAUGAAGUUAUUUUUAAAGGAAAAGAAGAGUCAGAUAUUCAUCCAAUUCCUGGGAACAGGAAAAUAUAUGUAAACCCUAAUUUUAUACCAGUAAGUAGUACAUCUACUUCUGAACAAUGCAAAACGUCAACAGGUCAAGGAGGGACAUGUAACAUGACAAGAAAUGAAAAUUUCAAUAUAUCAUCAAAAUAUACAUAUUCUUUAGUAAAUAAUGUUGUUGUUAACAAGAUACAGGAUCAUAUUCUGGAAGAAAAUAAAAAUACUUAUACGGAAAACAUAUCGUGUAAAGAGUACAUGAACAAUAAUUUAAGAGUGGCGCCUUUAACGAGAUCCCGAUAUUGUAUAGUCAGAAAAAAAAAUCAACCAUCUUCUAGCACUACCAUUGGAAACGAACCAAAUAUUAAUUUAGAAAAAUUAUCAAUUGUAAGUUCUCCUUCCUUUAACACUUUAUCAAAUUUUAAUAAUGAGAUACCAAUCAAGUGUAGCAGUAGUCAGUCUUCAGAAAAUGUUGUCAAAAUUAAAAUAAGUAGGUAUAAAACUGUACCCAUUUCAUAUUUGACUAAACGAGACGCGAGUAACAAGAUCAAACAAGAAAAAUCCCUUUUGCAUACAAAACCUACAAAUUGUGUACACUUUACGACACUCAAGUCAAAUCAAUUUAAAUAUACAAAGAACAAUAGAACACCCAUUGUUAACAAAGUUACAUUAAAACCAGUCUUAAAAUGUCCCAAUAAAAAUAUAUGGCAAAAUCAUCUCACUAAAACUAAAGUGUUAAAAGCUAAUUUCAAGAUAAAUAAUAUUCCAUGCCGGUUAUUCACUAAAUAUGGAAAAUGUUUGAGGCAGACAUAUGGAAAUUGUCAAUAUCUACAUGAUAAAAAACAUGUAUCAUUAUGUAGAAAAUUUUUAAAAGGAAUAUGUCAUGAUAAUAAUUGUUCUCUUUCACACGAGUUAACUGCAAAAAAAAUGCCCACUUGUUAUUUUUAUUUAAAGGGCAUAUGUACUAAAGAGAACUGUCCCUAUCUGCAUAUUAAGAUAAGUGACAAUAUUAAAACUUGCCAAGAUUUCCUAAAAGGGUACUGUGAAAAUGGAGACAAAUGCCCUUUUAGACAUGUUAAAAAUGAUCGAAGGCAAUCUGAGAUUAACAAUUUGAAGACAAAUAAAAAUGUACUUAAUAAAAGCAUGGUAAUAAAACGAGUUAAAAUAAGAAAAAAUGAUAAGAAAAAAAAUGUUGCUAACGAUAAAGAUAUAACGCAGGGUACAAAACAAUGUGAUGUUGAACACAGAUAUUAUAAAGACAGUGGUUCUGACGUGAAUAUUUGUCAGAUUAUAAAUAUAAAACCCACCAGGUGUAAACUGGGAACUUUACCAUCAUUCAUACAGUUG